AUGACCACUGGUGACAUGCAACAUGAGCUGACAACCUUGGUGAUUAGUCCGUGGCUGGACGGUGUCUCCAACCUCACCGCAUUCGAUAAUGCAUUGAGAGACUAUGUGGCUAACACCUAUGUGACCAACAAAUAUGUGAAUCAGCUCGGGUGCGGCGGUCUCAACAAAAGCGCCCUGAAUGACUAUUAUGCCCAGUAUACGACGAGUGCAAUCUGUAGUGGUCUCGUUCAAAGCUCCAUCAAGGACUGUAAUCUUUCUACCGCCCAGUCAGAACCGCUGUGUGCUGAAACAUGCGCGCUCAUGGCCACUAGCGAGCAAGAGAUCAUGGUCAACAAGCGACUCUGCCCGCAGAUCAACAAGUCUUACAUGAGCGAAAUCCGUUCCGACUUUGCCAUUUGUUCCAAUCCAUCGGAUUCGCUGACGGGGAGCUGUGUCAGGGGAGCUGACAACGAACCUGAAUAUUGUGGUUUCGCAUCCAACACCAUUGGUCUCUGCACAUACUGCGCCUCCAAUUCGCCCAAUUCUACCGACACCUGUUGCUCCAGUUCGCACGCGUCGACACGCUGUAGCGGCGUCAGCAUUCCAAGCUCCAUCGUCACGUUACAGCCCAUCGUGACUUCAACCGUUACUGCUGCGGCAGCAGCAAGUGGUCACGACGGACUCUCCGGAGGUCAGAUUGCUGGUAUUGUGGUCGGAUGCAUCCUAGCUGCUGCUAUCCUCGCUGCACUUUUGGUCCUCCUUUGUCUUCGACGACGCCGCAGGUCCCGAGACAGUACGGUUCUGAACCGACCCAAUCCGCAGCGCAAAGGUAUUUCACAGCAAAUGCAACAAGCCGAGAGCCCCGCGGGGUAUAACCUAGUUCCUGGCGGUCGCGUCGCCCGCAUGUCUGCGUUACGGGAGGUCCCGAGCUCCUCCCCCGUUCACUCGCAGAAGUCACCGGCCAUGGUCAGCACGGCAAAGUACAGCGACACCGACUCCGAGGCAAGAGGGGCGAGUCCGGGGGCUUUCUCUCGUCGAAUUCCUCCGGUGACGGGUAAACGCCAUGGCUCGCUUUCGAGUAGCUCAGCGCUGGCCGGUUUAGAUAGUGACAGCUCGCCUCUCUCAGGCACUGCACAUCAAUUCUCCUCCCCCGAGGGAUUCACUAGUGGUCAAUCCGAGCAACUGUCCUUCUUCCGAGACUAUUACUCCGAGGAUGAUAUCCAGCCUGGCGACAAGGUGGCUGUACUCUGGGCAUACUCGCCCCGGGCUGGCGAUGAAUUUGUGUUGGAUCGAGGUGAGAUGUUGAAGGUGAUUGGUAUCUGGGAUGAUGGGUGGGCGACAGGUGUGCGCCUCACAGAGCGGGCCGAAGAUUUUGAUCUCCGCCAUCGCGAGCAACGUGACAGUGGGGUCUCUAGUGGCUCGCAUCGACCAGCCCCUUCACUAUCACCCACUGGUGAAAUUAAAGCUUUCCCCUUGGUGUGUGUUUGUCUUCCCCAGCAUUGGCGGAAGAUUUUCGAGGGAGGGGUUUCAGAAGAGGAUUGA
Molecule: messenger RNA, 1521 nt
Organism: Penicillium diatomitis
Lineage: Eukaryota; Fungi; Ascomycota; Eurotiomycetes; Eurotiales; Aspergillaceae
Product: SH3 domain protein
Exons: 2
Coding region: 1-1521 (506 amino acids)
Molecular function (GO): protein binding
Source: RefSeq, a predicted model, not a curated record